This is a messenger RNA of Varroa destructor (honeybee mite), 2154 nucleotides long. It is a transcript of the gene Smn, whose product is annotated as survival motor neuron. Gene Ontology annotation, biological process: mRNA processing. Gene Ontology annotation, cellular component: nucleus; cytoplasm. Gene Ontology annotation, molecular function: RNA binding. Lineage: Eukaryota; Metazoa; Arthropoda; Arachnida; Mesostigmata; Varroidae. The record is from RefSeq and is a predicted model, not a curated record.
UCUAUCAGCAUGGAAGAAAGUAAUUUAAGUAGCGAAGGUGAAGUAGUAUUCUGCCGUCAGUCUGGCGUUGGUACUGAGGAUGACUGGGACGAUACAGCACUAAUCGAAGCCUAUGAUCGAGCUGUUGGCUGCAUUUAUAAGGAGCUUGACAAGCGUAAGGCCUCCAGGAAAGGAAGUGUUUCGUUAAAAUGGAGAACUGGCGAGUAUUGCCGGUCUCAAUAUAGCGAAGAUGGAGUGUGGUAUGAAGCAAAGAUUCUGUCGAUUUGUGGUGACUUGUGUACUGUGCAGUAUCUUGGUUACCUAAAUGAAGAGGAAAAAAGCUUAGACAGUUUGAGAAAGAGCCGAGGAGACACAAGCAGGCAACUACAGAUUUCCGAGGCUAACGGAUUCGAGGACGUUGUAAAGGAGGCAGCAACAGAUCGCAAUAGAUCUCGAUACCCAUUCUCGAAGCCCAGUGCUUUAGGCAAUAAGGCUAAAGAUAACGUUAUACCAUCUACAAGUGGAUUGAAAGACCGCUUGAUUUCCAGUGACGAGAAGGAAGCUCAACCAGCUACAUCUUCUCUUCAGUAUCGAUCGUUAAAAGAUAACGAACACGAACGACGGAAGCGGGGAGCUUUUCUACAUGAAAGUGGUCCAGGUAUAGCUUUUCCUCCACCACCGCCUCCGUUCCCGCCACACGUUGACGGAAUUUGCAGUAGCGAUGAAGCUUUGGCUGCAAUGUUAAUGUCGUGGUACAUUUCCGGGUAUCAUACAGGAUACUAUCAGGCCAUGCGACAAAGUGGUGGAUCUAGUUGAUUCAGAAUUGCGGUUAUGAUGCCACAUCACAUGGUGCGAGCUUCGUACUGUUGUUCGUCUCGAAUCGGUGCAAGCUUACAAAUUAAGUGGGCGUGAAUUCUGUAGAUAUAAAAUCACCUACGGUUCACUAAACAUGAACAGUACAUGUACAUAUGCAAAUGCACGUCUGCGUAAUUUAUUGCAUUCAACGUUGUCCUGUUAAUUCUUGUUCAUCUCAUACUAAUCGUAGGGAAUUUCAUUAGGAGAGCUAUUAGAAAAUGUUCUGCAACCUAGCAAGAAAUUGCAAACGAAAAUUACUAUAGUGGAUAGCAUGAAGUUCAACGUUUUACAACAGCGAAGAACUGUUAGAUGGCAGUCAAUAAAUGCGCAAAAUGUUUUUUUUCGAUUCUAUUUAAGCUUUGCCAAGUUCCUGUAGGCCACUUAAUUGUUCAUCGCGGAAUGUAAAAUUUCUCAAUUGGCGGUGAAUCUUUAUACUUCUCUAUAAACUCAGAGUCAGAUAAUUGCCUCCGGUAGUAGCCGCGCCCAUACUGAUGCUUCUCUUCUAAGAUUUAAGUAUAAGGACAUAAGAACAAGCCUGGAAUUAUAUACGUGCAGAAAGCUCAGGCAAAACAAUCGGAGGUGACAUUGGGAACUAUGGAAAAUAAUUAUUAAGUAAGAAAUAAAAAAUAAAAUAUUAAGUAAUAAACAGAUUGUCCAAUCAUAAAUAGAUUCAUUUUAUCAACUAAGGACUAUAUAAAAAGCAUGGCUUCAGAUUCAACCUCUGUUCUUCCAUAGCUGCUACGAUGUACUUAUUUUACGGUCGAUAGGAUAGGUCGCACUGGCCAUGAACCCGCAUCAAAUAUAUGAUGAAAUUUGUAAUGCAAUAUCUGAAUAGAUAACUUAAAAGUAGUUAGAGUUCAAAGUGCACGUUGGCUUAGUGCAAAGUGGAAAUACUGCUCCACAUGCCUAAAGUUCCACCCUAGAUCUCAACAAAGAGUAGCCUGUUGAUAUUGAUCCUACGCUUGCACUUAAGACUAUAUCGUUCAUACCAAUAUUAAUUUGUUAUUAUGUAGCACACCUACAUCAGAACGUAUCGACACAAACGUUUAGUAAAUUAAGGUACACCAAAAAGUAAAUAUGGAUAAAGCACAAUUUUUGUAGUUCUUUUAGCAUGCGUAGGUAGAUUUUGCUCAAAGACAUAACCAAAUUACUUUUAAGCGUACUAAAAUGGAAUCUUGACGAAGUGUGUUUUAUCACGAAGUUGUGGGCUAGUUAUCUUAGUUAAUAUGUGGUGUUUCCAUUUUUGUAGUUGAAGUUACUAUCAUUCUCUAAACGCUUCAGGUUCGACUAGGUUAUCAGAGAUUGGAGAAGAAUCCUCUG